GGGACGCGCCGCCAUGGCGAUCCGCAAGAAAAGCGCCAAGAACCCCCCAGUCCUGAGCCAUGAAUUCAUCUUGCAGAAUCAUGCAGACAUCGUCUCCUGUGUGGGGAUGGUUUUACUGCUGGGGCUUAUGUUCGAGAGAACAGCAGAAGCAUCUAUCGUUUUUAUUACUCUUCAGCACAGUGUUAUUUUCCCUGCGGCAGAACGAACUACGGAAUCAACGUCCCUUUAUGGUUAUGGUGUCAAAGAUUUGGCCACAGUUUUUUUCUACACGCUAGUGGCAAUAAUUAUGCAUGCCACAAUUCAGGAGUAUGUAUUGGAUAAAAUUAGCAAGCUAAUGCAGUUCCCCAAAACGAAACAAAGCAAAUUCAAUGAAUCUGGUCAGCUUAGUGCAUUCUACCUUGUUUCUUGCAUUUGGGGCACUUUCAUUCUAACCUCUGAAAACUACAUCUCAGACCCAACUCUGUUGUGGAAGGCUCGUCCCCAUAACAUGAUGACAUUUCAAAUGAAGUUUUUCUACAUAUCACAGUUGGCUUACUGGCUUCAUGCUUUUCCUGAACUCUACUUUCAGAAAACCAAAAAACAAGAUAUUCCUCGGCAAUUUAUCUACAUUGGGCUUCAUCUCUUUCACAUUGCUGGAGCUUAUCUUUUGUAUUUGAAUCAUCUGGGACUUGUUCUUUUGAUGCUGCAUUACUUUGUCGAAUUACUUUCCCACAUUUGCGGCCUGUUUUAUUUUGGCGAUGAAAAUUAUCAUAAAGGGUUUUCUCUGUGGGCAAUUGUGUUUAUUUUGGGAAGACUUGUGACUUUAAUUGUUUCCUUACUCACUGUUGGCUUUCACCUUGCUAGGGCGGAGACUCAGAAGCAGGAUGUCAUUACUGGAAACUUCAAUGUGUUGGCUGCUAAAAUUGCUGUUCUGUCAUCCAGUUGCACUAUCCAAGCAUACAUAACGUGGAAUUUAAUUAAUGUUCAGCUUCAGAAGUGGCGGGAAGAGUCUACUUUUCAGGUCCCAUGUGUGAAGAAAAAACGGACAACCAGUAAAGGCAGGUCUUCUAAAAAAGGAACUGAAAAUGGAAUGGAAACUUCAAAUAGAGCAGACUCUCCCCGUAAUAGGAAAGAGAAAUCUUAAUAAUGAAUUUUAAUAUGUCUUUCCGCACUAGAGACUUUUCUGUUCUUGAAAUAGUUUAUGCUCUUUGAUUUUUGCUGUUGUACUGUUUCAUGUACUUCUUGUUUAAAGGGAUUUGAGGGGAGGAUGAUAUAUUAUGAAUGAAAAUACAUUUUAGCUUAGACUAAACUACUAGUCUUCAAAAUAGUUUAGGGACCACAAACAUAUUUUGUUUUGUUUUUUACCUUUGAACAUUGUCCUAAUGAUUUGGAGAGAUAACUACAAGAUUCCACAUAUCAGUUAUAUAAUACCUUGUUGCCCCAGUUUUUCAUGAUGUAAACAAAUGGUCUGUUCCAGUAAGAUUAUAUAUUUUAAGUUCUCUAUCAGGGCAAAAUGGAAAUACUAUAAAGGUGGAAGUCAAAUUUGAUGUUUUCAGUAUUCUGUAAUUCUUAGAAAGAUUUUUUGUAGAAUUUACAACUAGAGAAAAGAUUUGUAAAACAACCAAAAUAAUUAUGUGCUCUAUUUUUAAGAUAGUGGUUGUUAAUGUUGCAUCCCCAUUUUAAAAAAAAUAUAUACUGAUGGUCAAAUGUGUGGGUAUUUAUUGCCAUAUAUAUUGAAUCAAAAUAUCUUAAAUUAAAAUAAAAGUAAUAUUGAAAAGGUAAAAUCAUUCUUGUCCAUUUUAACCCUUGUAAACUGGAAAUAUGAAAAUUAAAUAUUUACUGUAAAGAGGAAAAUCAGGUUUACAUAGUCUUUUUUUGAUGUUUUUAAAAACCAUGGGUCUUGCAUAAGACUGUGUGUACAGCAUCUUAGAAAAAUAUUGUUUAACUUUAUAACCAUUUUGAAAACUAAUGCUCACUUGAUUUAUAUAUCUAAAAAGAAUGUCAACUAAUUACAUUUGGAGAAUAUUUAAUA
Molecule: messenger RNA, 2011 nt
Organism: Choloepus didactylus (southern two-toed sloth)
Lineage: Eukaryota; Metazoa; Chordata; Mammalia; Pilosa; Megalonychidae
Product: translocating chain-associated membrane protein 1-like 1
Exons: 1
Coding region: 14-1123 (369 amino acids)
Biological process (GO): SRP-dependent cotranslational protein targeting to membrane, translocation; protein insertion into ER membrane
Cellular component (GO): endoplasmic reticulum membrane
Source: RefSeq, a predicted model, not a curated record